AUGGCCAAAAAACGCAGUUGGUGCUUGUGUCGCACCCAGGCCAAAAGGAGAGCCUUUCAAGCAAAGGCGAAAGGCGUCCGUCCACAGGGAAAAGGCAAGCAGCAAGUAACGCCGUUAAGGGCAACCAGACAGGGCUGUUUCUUGGCUGGACAUCAUCUGAACCAUCUCCAAGUGCCAGAGAUGGAUCAUACUCAACCCAGGGAUGGGCAUGGCAAUGAACCUGUGCCUUUAGGUCAGAUGCUUUUUGAGCAUUCGGGUAGUGAUGCACCCCUUAGACUUGGUCCUCCAGGCUUUGGGAGUAUGGCAAGUAGAUCAAAUGACGUUCCAUCUUCAAGUCAUGCUACACAGUUUCCAGGUCAUAGAGUUGUGAACCUAGGGACCUCACAUGUUUCAUUAGUUCCCUAUCGCACUGCAAGAUCCAGCGGCCAUGUACCAUAUGAUGCUCAGCCGAAACCUGCCCUAAGUUCCCAUGUGGACAACAGAAUGGUUGCAAUGAAGCGAAAGAACCUCCUUCCUUCAGUGGAGGGAAUGGACGCUGUUGACUAUUAUGUUGGCAGCUCUUCCAACAGUCACUUCUCUGAUCUUGUGCAGCCAAAUCCUAGUGCACUUACUGAGCCCUUGCAUCCGCAAGUGCCUUUAAGCGUUGGUCCAAGCAACUGGAUUGACCAACGCUUAGUUAAUCAAGAAGGAUCUCAGAGGAAUGUCAGAGCACGUCAUGAUAGUGCUAAUGUUUCGUUGGAACCUAGGCCAGCUUCAACUUACACACCAAGUAACAAUCAUCAGCUGCCAUUCCAUUCAGCCACAAGUGCUUUCGUAAGUACGGCAGCAGAAAGGAACCAAGCACCUUUUUCUGUGCCAACAAGAACAUUACCUUCAGGUGGCACUGGGAUCACUGGUAGGAUCUACCAUCAUCCUAUGCCUAUGCAUAGCAGCAGCUCAAGUGUUGCUGCUGCCCCAACUGUCCAUGGUUCUUCAAACAGUGCGAUGUUUGCCAAUGCUGGCUUUCCUGCUCCUAGAGCUGUUCAUGGCUCAGGUGCUGCUGCUGCCCCAACUGUCCAUGGAUCUUCAGACAGUGCGGUAUUUGCUAAUGGUGGCUUUACUGCUCCUAGAGCUGUUCAUGGUGGCGCCGUUCCUAGCUACGGCCAUCCAUCCUCCACAGUUUCCUCUGGCUCAAGAGCAUUUUCCCAUGAUGCAGUCAUUCCGAACUAUCCUGCUUCUACCUCUACAUCCAUUAGGAUCAAUGUGCCAUCUCCUAUCAGUACUGCGGCAUCUUCUAGGCAUGCAAGGGUAUCCAUGGCACAUGCCAGCACUGGAAUGAAUAGAUUCGUAGAUAGGAGCUCAUUCCAUUUGAUCGCUGAGACACAGCGGGUUAUGAUGGAGCAGUUGGCUUUCUAUCAACAAUCAAGACAAGCAGCUGCUGACCCCCACAGGGACUUGAGACUGAACAUUGAUGAAAUGAGUUAUGAGGAACUGUUGGCCUUGGAGGAAUCCAUAGGUACUGUGAACACCGGCCUUGCCGACGAAAAGAUUUCAGGUUGUGUGAAAGAAGUGGUCUGUUGCAGUUCUGAUGAGGAGCAAGACGAGGAAGAUGAUGGGCGCUGUCUAGUCUGCCUGGCAUGCCCUGAAUCGUUUGCUCCUCCAAUUCUGAUUAUGAUUUUUGAACUAUGGCAGGAGGAGUACAAAGACAAUGAUCUCCUAGGGAUACUGAAGUGCAGGCACGACUUCCACACCGACUGCAUCAAGAAGUGGUUGCAAGUGAAGAACGCAUGCCCGGUAUGCAAAUCCGCCGCGGCUUAG
Messenger RNA from Triticum turgidum subsp. durum (durum wheat), 1797 nucleotides. NCBI's taxonomy places the organism in Eukaryota, Viridiplantae, Streptophyta, Magnoliopsida, Poales, Poaceae. The record is from the annotation of a GenBank genome assembly.